This is a messenger RNA of Dipodomys spectabilis (banner-tailed kangaroo rat), 2457 nucleotides long. It is a transcript of the gene Noct, whose product is annotated as nocturnin. Gene Ontology annotation, molecular function: poly(A)-specific ribonuclease activity. Bases 39 to 1331 code for a protein of 430 amino acids. NCBI's taxonomy places the organism in Eukaryota, Metazoa, Chordata, Mammalia, Rodentia, Heteromyidae. The transcript is spliced from 3 exons. Gene Ontology annotation, biological process: circadian rhythm. The record is from RefSeq and is a predicted model, not a curated record.
CCGCCGCCCCGCCGUCCCCAGGCCGCGUCGGCCCCGGCAUGUAUCAGAGCCCGCGGCGGCUCUGCUCGGCCCUGCUGCGGAGGGACGGCGCGGGCCUGCGCCGCCUGCCCGGCCCCGGCCUGCCCGGCCCCGGCCCGCGCCGCCAGGCGCCGCCACCCCCGGCCCCGCGACUGCUGACGGCGGCCCCCGGCGCCGCGAGGCCCCGCUCCCCCACAGCCUCUCCCAUGGGACACGGCACGAGCCGGCUCUACAGCGCUCUCGCCAAGACGCUGACCAGCGGCGCCGCCGCCCCGCACCCCGAGUACCUGCUGUCCCCCGACCCUGAGCACCUGGAGCCCAUCGAUCCCAAGGAGCUUCUGGAGGAAUGCCGCGCCGUCCUGCACACCCGGCCGCCCCGGUUCCAGCGGGACUUCGUGAGCGUGAGCAGCGUGAGCAGCGAGUGCCCCAGCAGCCACCCGCCCAUCAGGGUCAUGCAGUGGAACAUCCUCGCCCAAGCCCUUGGAGAAGGCAAGGACAACUUCGUGCAGUGUCCGGCGGAGGCGCUCAGGUGGGAAGAAAGGAAGUGUCUUAUUCUGGAGGAGAUCCUGGCCUACCAGCCCGACAUCCUGUGCCUGCAAGAGGUGGACCACUACUUUGACACCUUCCAGCCGCUGCUCAGCCGACUGGGCUACCAGUGCACCUUUCUCCCCAAGCCCUGGUCGCCCUGUCUGGAUGUGGAGCACAACAAUGGGCCCGAUGGCUGUGCCUUGUUCUUCCUCCAGAACCGGUUCAAGCUCAUCAACAGCGCCAACAUUAGGCUGACAGCCAUGACACUGAAAACCAACCAGGUGGCCAUCGCGCAGACGCUGGAGUGCAGGGAGUCUGGGCGGCAGCUGUGCGUGGCGGUCACGCACUUGAAAGCGCGCACCGGCUGGGAGCGGUUCCGGUCGGCUCAGGGCUGUGACCUUCUCCAGAACCUGCAGAGCAUCACGCAGGGGGCCAGGACCCCCCUCAUCGUGUGCGGGGACUUCAACGCGGAGCCCACCGAGGAGGUGUACAGGCACUUCGCUUCCUCCAGCCUCAACCUGAGCAGCGCCUAUAAGCUGCUCAGCGCCGACGGGCAGUCGGAGCCGCCCUACACCACCUGGAAGAUCCGGACUUCAGGGGAGUGCCGCCACACCCUGGACUACAUCUGGUACUCCCAGCACGCGCUCAGCGUGCGCUCCGCUCUGGACUUGCUCACCGAGGAACAGAUCGGACCCAACCGGCUCCCGUCCUUCAAUUACCCCUCAGACCACCUGUCCCUCGUGUGUGACUUCAGCUUUAAGGAGCCGCCUCAUGGACUUCUGUAAACCGGCUGUGCACCGUUUUAACCACUCCAGUCUUUCACUGGGGUGCUGCGGGGAACCAGACAAGAAGGGCCGGGGAGGCUCGCCGCACUCCGCCGGGCUGCCUCCCCUUCCCUGCCCUCCCCCUCGCAGGCAGCCGCUGGAGGGCAUUCGGGCCCAUUUGGAAGCUUUUUCAGUUUGAGGAUGCUGCAAAACUCAGAAGUUGCUCGAGCCCUUCAUCAUUAACAAUGAGUAUGCAGGAACAAGUUCUAGAGAGAGCGUUUCCAUUAUUUAUUCAUUUUCUUAAUGUCAAUAAGAUAUGCAUGGCAAUAUUUAUUUUUUUAUAUCUUCUUGUAAAACUUAAGUAAAUCAUAGCAUUGUGCAAAAACAUAAGACACAGACAGUGAUUUUCUUAAAUCUUGGCGAUGCUGUCAUUUGCUGGUUUAACAGUGUACGCAGCCCUGUCUCCAUGAGAGCAGGCUCGGCUCCCCGAUCACACACAGCCCUGGUUCCUACACGGUUUCAGAUUGUUUCUUAAACAGAUUCCAGUUCUCCAUUAUUUAGUGACUGCUGUGUAUUUAUACUUCGUUAGGAUAAUUUUGGUGUACAUCUGUCAAUUACUUGAUCCCCCUGUUUGUAUAUGGCUUCUUUCACAGUAGGGGCUGUUGACCACUUACGGCAGUGCCUAAGAAAGCAGUAAGAGACUACAGAUGAAGCCUCUUCUAGACAAAGCCUACUGGCGAUUCACUGUAAAUAGUGAAGAGGAAUAAAUACGUCUUCUAAAGCUAGUGCUCUGAAUGGCUUGGGUUUGGGGUUUGGGGUUUUUUCUAAUGGCACCAGGUUGGAAACAUUCUCGGAUGAUGAUUUCCUCCCCUUGCCUUGCCUGACACCAAGACAAACGUGCUGCUCCUGAGCAUUUGGAAACUUACAGGACUACCUCAGUCAUCUGAUCCUUCUCUUUGUCAAGACACUGGAAACCAAAGCUUAUUAAUUAUUGUGAAACAUUACAGCAUAUUCUGUGUAUAAAUUUACUAGAUGGUAACCUAGCUUUUAUCUUUGCCUACAUGUUUUAUACUGCAACACAAAUCCUAAGGGACUCGUAAUGUGGCUGCCAUCUGAUUCUGGUUCCCAUCAAUUGGUAAACCUUACA